CCGGAGCCGGUUGACUCGGUCAUCUCUUCCGGGACAUAGAGCCCUUCCUUCCCCAUGAGGGCAGGCCCAGGACAAGUCAUGUCUUGGAGCUGAGGAUUCAGGCAUGCCCGAAGCCAUUGGGAGACCACCCUCCCUUCCUGCAGAAGGGAGACGUGAGGACACAGGAUGAAGCGCGGAAGGAGGGAUAGUGAGGUCACCAUCAAUGCUUUAGAAAACGGAGAAAAAUGCAAGAAAAAGAGGACUACAAAUGAAAAUUCUUCGGAGGCCAUCCCGUCUUGUGACUGGGGUAAUCUCCUUCAAGAUAUUAUCCUUCAGGUAUUUAAAUACUUGCCCCUUCUGGAUCGCGCUCAUGCUUCCCAGGUCUGCCGAAAUUGGAAUCAAGUGUUUCAUAUGCCUGACCUGUGGAGGUGCUUUGAAUUCGAACUGAAUCAGCCGGCGACAUCGUAUUUGAAAGCCACGCACCCAGAGCUCAUCAAGCAGAUUAUUAAAAAACAUUCCAACCACCUCCAGUAUGUCAGCUUCAAGGUGGACAGUAGCAAGGAGUCAGCAGAAGCGGCCUGCGAUAUUUUAUCUCAACUUGUGAACUGCUCAUUAAAAACGCUUGGACUUAUCUCAACCGCUCGGCCCAGCUUUAUGGAUUUACCAAAGUCUCACUUUAUCUCUGCCCUGACAGUUGUGUUUGUCAACUCCAAAUCCCUCUCCUCGCUUAAGAUCGACGACACACCGGUAGACGAUCCAUCCCUCAAGGUACUGGUGGCCAACAACAGCGAUACCCUCAGGCUAUUAAAAAUGAGCAGCUGUCCUCAUGUCUCACCUGCAGGUAUCCUGUGCGUGGCCGACCAGUGCCACGGCUUACGCGAACUGGCCCUGAACUACCACCUGCUGAGCGACGAGCUGCUCCUCGCCCUGUCCUCGGAGAAGCACGUCCGGCUAGAACACUUGCGCAUCGACGUGGUGAGUGAAAACCCGGGCCAGACCCACUUCCACUGGAUUCAGAAGAGCAGCUGGGACGCUUUCGUGAAGCACUCGCCCAAGGUGAACCUGGUCAUGUACUUCUUUCUGUACGAGGAGGAGUUCGACCCUUUCUUCCGCUACGAGGUCCCCGCCACCCACCUGUACUUCGGGAGGUCGGUGAGCAAAGACGUGCUGGGCCGCGUGGGGCUGACGUGCCCCCGGCUGGUCGAGCUGGUCGUCUGUGCCAACGGCCUGCGCCCGCUGGACGAGGAGCUGAUCCGCAUCGCCGAGCGCUGCGAGAACCUGUCGGCCGUCGGCCUGGGGGAAUGCGAGGUCUCCUGCAGCGCCUUCGUGGAGUUCGUGAAGAUGUGCGGCGGCCGCCUGUCCCAGCUGUCCAUCAUGGAGGAAGUCCUCAUCCCCGACCAGAAGUACAGCCUGGAGCAGAUACACUGGGAAGUGUCGAAGCAUCUUGGAAGGGUCUGGUUCCCGGACGUGAUGCCCACUUGGUAAAGGCGUUCGAACCGGGGGGCGGGCCCCUGUGGAGUCGCACCUUAAAUCGGAGCACACCGAACGGCGGAGCAGGCCGACUCGGCGGCGUUUUCGGGAGAAUCCCGCUCCCCUUAAGGCUUCGAAAAAGCGAUAUUCCCGGCUGGCGCGUUGACACCAAGCACCGACGCGGAAGAUCACCGGGGUGAAUUGGGUCGGAAGACCGGUGUGCGUUCUCUUUUUGUCCGUUAUUCAAUCAGUUGCUGUAGAGACUAGGUAAACCUGCUGGAAAAGUCACGCAUCGCGGGGUAGGUAGAGAAAUGGCCGUAAUAAUAAUAAUAAUAAUAAUGAUGGUGAUGAUGGCAUUUGUUAAGCGCUUACUAUGUGCAAAGCACCGGGGAGAUCACGAGGCGAGCAGGUUGUCCCACGGGGGGCUCCCAGUCUUCAUCCCCAUUUGACAGAUGAGGGAACUGAGGCCUAGUGAAGUGACUUGCCCAAAGUCACCCAGCUGACAGCUGGCGGAGCCGGGAUUUGAACCCGUGACCUCCGACUCCAAAGCCCGGGCCCUGUACAGCGUGAACAGCUAAAACCGAGGGGGGGAAAAAUGCAUUUUCGACAGAUUCAGCAAACCAGUGUUAAUAGGAGAAUCAGUAAUAACCGGUUUAAAAAAAGAUGUUUUGUUGUCUAUGCAGAUUUUUUUUUGUAAAUGGGAAAUUAAGAAUGUAGGGUCUUCAUAGAUGCGCCUGUUUUAAGGUGCUUAUUGCAGCUCAGGAGGGUGAGCCUUCUCAGACGUAGAUCACUUAUGUUGCUUUUGAAGCGGACUGCCUGGAUUUUCGUAACUAUAACACUACCUAGUUCUGCAUUUAUUCAGAUGAGACGCUGUGCGUGUUUCUUGGAGGAGAAAAGCUUGGUCGAAAAUGAACAGAAAAAUGUCAAAUUUAACAAAAAUGACUUGUUUAAAGAGCUAAAUCAUUGGAGAGCAAGGAAAUAUCAAGGGGGAAGGCAAAUGGCUUUUGUAAUCUGCUACACCAUGUACAUACAUCCUAUAACACAUAUUGUAAAUUGUACUUGAGGCAUUUUUCAAUACUGUAAAGAAUAAGCUUUUCCUUUCCUUUGCCAAAUCCCCGUUGAAGAUUCUUUUAAGGUAAUUGAAAUUCUUAGGAGUAAAAACCUAUGUGCUGAAAAAACUAAAUCAGAAUUAGAGGUAAAACUUUUAAGUUGUUGGAAAGAUUGCCUCAAGUGCAUUUACUGCUAUCUUUGGAUCGGAAAUACGCAGCCAGGUCAUUUCAGCUGGAAAUGAAAAGAUAGGGGUUUUCGUUCCCAGGUGUAGAACUCUGACCAGCUUUAGGGUAAGCAGAAAUAAAAGACGUAUUUAAAACCGUAAUAUUUUUGAGCAGAUCGUUGCCCGACUGGACAAUUUUAAUCGGAAAAUAUUCCUGUGGAAGUUUGCUUAGCAACCGCAUUUUGGACAGUAGAUCCUUUUGUAUUAGAACGUGUUGCAUUAUAGGUUACCUUCAUCUGUAAAAAGGUAAUUAUGCACUAAUAAAGUCUGUGUUAAACCUG
Molecule: messenger RNA, 3003 nt
Organism: Tachyglossus aculeatus (Australian echidna)
Lineage: Eukaryota; Metazoa; Chordata; Mammalia; Monotremata; Tachyglossidae
Gene: FBXL3
Product: F-box and leucine rich repeat protein 3
Exons: 5
Coding region: 166-1464 (432 amino acids)
Biological process (GO): entrainment of circadian clock by photoperiod; regulation of cell cycle; SCF-dependent proteasomal ubiquitin-dependent protein catabolic process
Cellular component (GO): cytosol; nucleus; SCF ubiquitin ligase complex
Molecular function (GO): protein binding
Source: RefSeq, a predicted model, not a curated record